This is a messenger RNA of Monomorium pharaonis (pharaoh ant), 2243 nucleotides long. RefSeq names its product regulator of microtubule dynamics protein 1. Gene Ontology annotation, cellular component: mitotic spindle pole; spindle microtubule; cytoplasm. The record is from RefSeq and is a predicted model, not a curated record. Gene Ontology annotation, molecular function: microtubule binding. Bases 722 to 1795 code for a protein of 357 amino acids. The transcript is spliced from 6 exons. NCBI's taxonomy places the organism in Eukaryota, Metazoa, Arthropoda, Insecta, Hymenoptera, Formicidae.
GUAACUUAUCGACGUGGUCCACAUUUAGCGAUGACUUGCAGCCAGCAAUUCUCGACAUCGGCGAUACGCACGGAUGGUGAUGGACGUUCGCGCCGGUCGAAACGGUUCUCUCGCUAGUCCUUGUGCGUUUGAUUAGAUAAGAUUAAAAUAUUAGGUUUUCCUGAACGAGAAAUCGAGAGCGACAUGCCAGGUGACAAAAGGGAAACGGAGGACCAGCUGUAGCGAGCCAAGAUUUAAUUGAGAAAUCGCGCGGUGACGAGGAGAGACGCAGAACGAGGAGGGCGGUGUGUGCUGCGCGUGGACUUCGGAAGGAGAGAGAAAAAAAGUAGAUAAUGAUGUAACGAGUUGUCGUAAACGGCUCGUCAACGUAUCGCCCCGCGACCACGUACGUGCCUACCACUACGUUUACGCCGUCGUGAGGAAAAAUAGCACGUGGCGCACGUCAAGAUAACUCUUCCCCCCAGCAGGGACUGGCAGGGACACUGGACUGGCGCACGGUUAAUCGACCUUGUCGGGUCGACCGGGUCGGGUGAUUGACGGGACCACGAGCGGGACUCUAUCGCGCGGUUCCGUCGCGCGAUAAAAUACAAUCGGAACAUGAUACGUCGUACCUGGACGGAGGAGCGUGACGUUCGCUGAAACGUCAUUUGAAUUCAGGUUUUACAAACGGUGUAUGUACUAAUGUCUCGGACACUAACUCGAUUGGAACUGUUCGGAUAAGAUGUCCAGCCAGCUGCAGACCAAUUUGAUCGCCGCCGCAAUCGGGGCGACUAUCGGCGUCAUAAGCGCAGCGAGUAUUUUUAUUUAUCAGAAGGUUUUGGAGAAGCAGCAGCACGCCAUGAAGAAUGCCCACCUGGACGAAGUCGAUCGCCGUCUUACGGAGCUACAAACAGAACUGGAGAGACUGAGAGCACAACAGAACCAACAGAGAAAAAAGAAGAAGCUUAAUUCUAAACGCGACAAUGAUAAGACGUACACUACAACAGAUAACGAUACCGACGUGGACUUCUCAACGGCAGGCGAUGAGGAAUUUUUUGACUGUUCGGACAGCGAAAACGGUAUAAGUGACAUUGAGAACAGGACAACUGAAGCCACCUGCCCUGGAUUAGACUUUUCCGCUUUCGACGAGCGUCACCGACAGGGUGGGCACGAAGAGGAUGAUCAUUUUCAGCUACGAGGUCUCGUAGACACAUAUUCAGAUAGCAUAGACAUAGUAUGGAGAUAUGCCAGAAGUUGUUAUAAUUAUUCAAAUUGCACCACUGAUGCAAAUGUAAAGGAAACUGUUAUUCGUGCGGGAAUUGAGGCCUGUGAAAAGCAUCUCAAUACAUCAAAUGCAGAUCUGUACAAAUGGUACGCUAUACUCGUAGGCGUGAACGGUGAUCUUUUGCCGAUGGCGGAGAAAAUACAAAACGGUUACCGUUUUAAGGAGCUCGUGAUGAAAGCCUUGGAGAUACGUCCGGAUGAUGCUGACCUGCAUCACUUACUUGGCAGAUUCAAAUACGAGGUGGCUAACUUAAGUUGGAUAGAAAGAAAGAUUGCUGCGACGUUAUUUUCGGAGCCACCAAGUGCCUCGUACGAAGAUGCGAUCGAUUGCUUCCGGAAAGCGGAGGACUUCUCGGUCGAAGUAAAUUUAGAGAACAAAUUGUUCUUAAGUAAAUGUUACAUAGCACUGGGCAACUAUGAAUUGGCCUGUCAGUGGCUAGAAAAACUUUGCGACCUAUCGGUUACGAGAGAUGACGACAUGAGGAUACAGAAUGAGGCGCGUCAACUUCUUGUCAAGUACUUGAGUUAUUGAUAACGGAAAUGUUAAUUUUUUAGAUCUGAGAAUGUAUCCAUUCCAUAUAUUACGAAUACAUUAAUUGCGCGCGACAAAUGUAAAGAAUUCGCAGUUAAAUGUGGGUGGGAAAAGGAAAACGCAUAAGUAAUUCUAAUUAUACGGAGGGAGGUACGCAACAACUUUACUAUGGGCGAAUUUUUAUAUUGUAUAUCAAAUUGUAUAAAAUAACUGUUGCUUGUCUUAAGAGACGAGGAUACAGUGAGAAAAGGAUACAGAGCUACUAUGAGGUGUUUAGAAAAUAACUUGUGAUGGAACACAUUUUAGAAAAUCGUCAUUUUAUUGUAUAAAUAUUGGGCCUACCACAUGGUUUAUAUUUUAUUCAUUACAUAGACCUAUAAAUUUAUUAUGUUGGUUUUAUCUUUCUAUUGUCUGUUUCUUAAUAAAUGACACUAUACGAUAAACACAA